ACCAGCUCCCGUCACCACCACGCGCCGAAAGCCCGAAAUUUCCAUCGCCUCCGUCCGUGUUGUCGCGGCGACGGCCGAUAUAUCCAUCAUUUUUUCUCCUUACCUUUCAAUCCCUCAAGAUCUCCCGCUCUCUCUCUCGUUCUUGUUCUCCUCUUCUUAAAGCCCUAACUUUGUUCUUUGUUUGUCGUGUCCUCGGCGAUGGCAGCGUCGGCGGCGACGGGGCUGGCCGGGGCCGUGAAAGAUCCGGUUGUCCAGAUGCAUGGAUUUCACGGAUUGAGGCCUUCCAGAUCGAUUCCCCGUGGCGGAUCACUGCGGGCACGGCCACUGAUGCCUUCUUCGAGCUCUCCGGGCGUUACAAGGGCCAUAUCUACGCCUGUAAAGACGGAUUCUUCUGAAGUUAAACGGAGCAAGGUUGAAAUAAUCAAGGAACAAAGUAACUUUCUUAGAUAUCCCCUGAAUGAGGAGCUGCUAACAGAGGCUCCAAAUAUAAAUGAGGCUGCUACACAGUUGAUUAAGUUUCAUGGAAGCUAUCAACAGACUAACCGAGAUGAACGUGGUCGAAGAUCUUACCAAUUUAUGCUUCGAACUAAGAACCCUUGUGGCAAAGUAUCAAACAAGCUCUAUUUGGCUAUGGACAAACUUGCAGAUGAGUUUGGCAUUGGCACUCUGCGUCUGACCACGAGACAAACAUUUCAGUUGCAUGGCAUCCUCAAAAAGAACCUCAAAACUGUAAUGAGUACCAUCAUCAGAAAUAUGGGCUCAACUCUUGGUGCUUGUGGUGAUCUGAACAGAAAUGUGCUUGCACCUGCAGCACCAUAUACCACAAAAGAGUACACUUUUGCUCAGGAGACUGCAGAGAACAUUGCUUCACUUCUGACACCUCAGUCUGGUGCAUAUUAUGAUUUAUGGGUAGAUGGAGAGAAAAUCAUGUCAGCAGAACCUCCUGAAGUAGUUAAAGCCUGUAAUGACAAUUCCCAUGGAACAAAUUUUCCUGAUUCUCCAGAGCCCAUAUAUGGCACUCAGUUCUUGCCGCGGAAGUUCAAGGUUGCAGUCACUGUGCCUAGAGACAACUCAGUUGAUAUUCUAACCAAUGACAUUGGUGUGGUAGUAGUUUCCGAUAGUGAUGGAGAACCUCAAGGGUUCAACAUAUAUGUAGGAGGUGGCAUGGGAAGAACGCACAGGGUGGAGACCACCUUCCCUCGUCUGGGUCAACCACUGGGUUAUGUCCCAAAGGAAGAUAUAUUAUAUGCUGUAAAAGCAAUUGUUGUCACACAGAGAGAACAUGGAAGAAGAGAUGACCGUAAGUAUAGUAGAAUGAAAUAUUUGGUUAAUGAAUGGGGAAUUGACAAGUUCCGGAGUGUUGUGGAGCAGUAUUAUGGGAAGAAAUUUGAGACCUUCCGAGAACUACCAGAAUGGGAAUUCAAGAGCUAUCUUGGGUGGCAUGAACAGGGUGAUGGUGCUAUGUUUUGUGGACUGCAUGUUGAUAAUGGUCGUAUUGGAGGCACAAUGAAGAAAACUUUAAGAGAGAUAAUCGAGAAGUAUAACUUGAAUGUGUGCCUUACACCAAACCAGAAUAUAAUUUUGUGCGACAUUGACCGCUCAUGGAAAGAACCCAUCACCACAGCUCUCGCCCAAGCUGGCCUGCUGGAUCCCGGGUAUGUCGAUCCUCUCAAUGUAACUGCUAUGGCAUGUCCUGCUCUACCACUCUGCCCUCUAGCAAUAACAGAAGCCGAAAGAGGAAUCCCCGACAUCCUCAAACGGGUUAGAGCUGUCCUUGAUAAGGUGGGUAUCAAGAAUGAUGAGUCAGUGGUGAUAAGAGUAACUGGGUGCCCCAAUGGGUGCGCCAGACCUUACAUGGCUGAGCUGGGAUUUGUUGGUGAUGGCCCCAAUAGUUACCAGAUCUGGCUUGGGGGAUCGCCUAACCAAACUACUCUAGCAAAGUGCUUUAUGAAUAAAGUGAAGAUCCAAGAUCUAGAAAAGGUUUUGGACCCGCUGUUCUACAACUGGAAAGUAAAACGCCUGGAAAGUGAACCAUUUGGCGUCUUCACAACCAGAACAGGAUUUGAUAAAUUGCAGGAAAUAGUAGAUAAAUGGGAAGGUAUUAAGGAGUGAACAUCAGGGUUUCAAGUUCGAACUGUUUGCAGACAGAGAGAUGGAUUAAACAAUGGAUGAGAUUGCUAAUCUACAGAAUAAAGACUUCUCACCAGUUAGCCAUGGAAGUCAUUCUUAGGUGUGUUGCUGCCUAGCAAAAUGACAAAGCCGAGUAAAUUCUCUGUUAACUCUUUUUGACAGUUAAAAAUGAGAGUUUUGUGCUUAUUUCUACAUCCUUUUUGGUGGUCACAGAUUGAGUUUUUUCUUUAAAUAUCUGGUCUGUUUUAUGUAAUACCACGAGCACAAUCUAGUUCAUGAAAGAAGACAACCUUCAGGUGGCCAAUCCUGGAACAAUGAAGUUCGAUGUUAUUGGGUGAAAUGGAUCAUGCAGUGUGUUAAUUCCGUUCUUA
Messenger RNA from Phoenix dactylifera (date palm), 2501 nucleotides. Its product is annotated as sulfite reductase [ferredoxin], chloroplastic-like. Gene Ontology annotation, biological process: sulfate assimilation. Gene Ontology annotation, molecular function: sulfite reductase (ferredoxin) activity; heme binding; 4 iron, 4 sulfur cluster binding. The record is from RefSeq and is a predicted model, not a curated record. Lineage: Eukaryota; Viridiplantae; Streptophyta; Magnoliopsida; Arecales; Arecaceae. Gene Ontology annotation, cellular component: chloroplast stroma; sulfite reductase complex (NADPH).